Messenger RNA from Pleuronectes platessa (European plaice), 2699 nucleotides. It is a transcript of the gene entpd1, whose product is annotated as ectonucleoside triphosphate diphosphohydrolase 1. The transcript is spliced from 10 exons. Gene Ontology annotation, cellular component: plasma membrane. Gene Ontology annotation, molecular function: GDP phosphatase activity; UDP phosphatase activity. The record is from RefSeq and is a predicted model, not a curated record. Gene Ontology annotation, biological process: nucleoside diphosphate catabolic process. Bases 496 to 2301 code for a protein of 601 amino acids. Lineage: Eukaryota; Metazoa; Chordata; Actinopteri; Pleuronectiformes; Pleuronectidae.
AGUGUUUGUGAGUUAAGUGAGAUGGGAAAAUAAAAGAAUGGACUUGUGAAUGGAUCAACACAUUUGCAGGCUGGUCAUGUUUUGGGUCUGCACACACACUGGCUCUCCAGCAACCUCUUUCUUCUCACUCCAAUAGGCACACACACACAUACACAAACACACACAAACACGCAUACAGUGGGAGCCUCAGAGAAAAGCCGGGGAUCCCGAUCCGUCACAGAGAUGACAUCACAGCUUGCCAGUAACAAAAAAUGGCUAAACAAGGGAGUCCCCCACUUCCCCUCCCUCCUACACAUCCCACAGAAUGAACAGAGGGAGAGAGGGGGAGGGAGUAGUGCUCUCAUUCGUUCUCAGAAAGAGAGAGACAGAGACAGAGACAGAGAGAGAUCCUUUUAAGGGAUUCAAAAUCACACGAGAGUGCACUGACACACGUAGAAACACACUUUAGCUGCGUCUCCAUAGUGAUCGGUUGCAUUGCCCCGUCUCGGGGAGGAAAUGCAAAAACUCAGUGCUUCAGAGCCGCUCGGCCAGAAAUACACAAACACACAGCUUCAUUCUAAUCCUCUGUCCGGCCACGAUGGAAAAAAACAAAAACAAAAAUCUUUCCAUUUCUUAUCACCCGUGCUACCUCCCCUCUGUUCAUUCUCUCUUCUUCCUGCUCUCACAUUUUUUCCUCUCCCUUCCACUUCCACUCUCUCUAACCCUUCCUCACCCCCCUCCUUCUCUCCCUCUCUCUCUCUCUCUCUCUCUCUCUCUCUCUCUCUCUCUCUCUCUCUCUCUCUCUCCCCUGCCGGUGGUAAGUUCAUUGAAGUAGACGACAGAGACAUGAAAGAGAAGAACCCCUGGCACACGCCGGUGACCAUCAUCUUCUCUGUGAUUGGUGUCAUAGCGAUCGUUGCCUUGGUGACGGUAGCAGUUUUGCAGAACAGGCCUCUCCCCCAAAAGUACAAGUAUGGAAUCGUGCUGGACGCUGGAUCCUCCCACACGGCUCUGUAUAUCUACGAGUGGCCUGCAGAAAAAGAUAACAACACUGGCAGAGUUGAGCAGACGCUCUCCUGCAAAGUCGAUGGUCCAGGUAUUUCCAGCUACGCGUCUGCUCCGUGGAAAGCCGGGGCGUCUCUGACAAAGUGCUUGGAGCAGGCCAGGCAGAAGGUCCCUGUAAAGAGACACAGCGAGACCCCUCUUUACCUGGGCGCCACUGCAGGGAUGAGAUUACUUAAUUUAGAGGACAGCUCUGCGUCGACGAAGGUCUUUCAGGCUGUGGAGGAAGCGCUGCAAAAGUUCCCCUUUUCCUUUCAGGGAGCGAGAAUCCUCAGCGGCCAGGAAGAGGGCGCCUUCGGCUGGGUCACGGUCAACUACUUGGACGAUCGCCUCGAACAGAACUUGCAAACCAGAGGUGCCCUCGACCUUGGCGGGGCCUCCACUCAAAUUAGCUUUGUAUCCGACAAUUUUGACGGAUCCGACUCCCCUGACAAUGCUGUCGCUUUCCGGCUCUACGGUAAUGACUACAACCUGUACACCCACAGCUUCCUGUGUUACGGGAAAGACCAAGCACUACGGAAGACGCUGGCACAACAGACUAAGUCAGGUCCAGGAACAAUAUUAGAUCCCUGUUUCCACCCUGGUUACACCGAGACAAAGAACUACUCCGUCCUCUAUGACAGCCCCUGCGUGUCCGACAGGAAACCCCAGGGAGCUCCUGCCACCUUCAAUCACACAGGAAAAGGAAACUUCUCUCGGUGCCAAGAAGUCGUCAAACGCAUCUUCAACUUCACAGAGUGCAAAUACAGCCAGUGCUCUUUCAAUGAGGUCUUCCAGCCACGGUUGCAGGGGCCAUUUGGGGCCUUCUCUGCUUACUACUUCGUGAUGAACUUCCUCAAUCUGACAGACACAUCCAUCCCUCUGGAAGUUGUCACGGAAAGGCUAUCACGCUACUGUGCUACCCCUUGGAACCAGGUAAAGGAGCAGCAUCCAGGAGUCAAACUAAAGUACUUGGCCGAGUACUGUUUCUCAGGCACGUACAUCGUCACCCUGCUGACCAAAGGAUACAACUUCACCUCAGAGAACUACCCCAACAUAAAAUUCAUCAAGAAGAUAAAAGGCAGCGACGCAGGCUGGACGCUGGGCUACAUGUUGAACCUGACCAACAUGAUUCCAGCCGAGGCCCCCGACUCCCCGCCUCUGCCCUACGCCGGCUACGUCUCCAUAGUCACCGUCAUCGCAUUACUGCUCUUCGUCCUCUUCAUCUUCAGCCUGCGUCCCCUCUGGCCCCGGUGCUCCAAGCAUCCACAGAUUAUAUAAAACACACACAACAUGUAUACUGUAUGUUUGAGUGAAGGUGAUUAAGGGAAUAUGUGGAGAUUUGUGAGUGUGCCGGCAUGAGCUAUUUUACCAAUUUGUGAAUAUAAAGAUUGUCAACUUGACACUUUCCAGCCUUUGUGAGGAUUUCGAAGGUCGACCUCUGCUGCACGACAAACAGUCCUGCAGCUUCACACGGACUCAAGGACAUUUCAGGAGGACAAUUGUUUUCUCUCACUGGGGGUGUGAGCUCUGCUUCCCUGGUUGAAGGACGUUUACUGUGUUUAUGCGUGAGUGCGUUUGAAUGUGUGCACCCACAUCAGUCUGCAUGUACAGUAUGUGCUUCGAACUGUAAUGUGAAUAUGAUACUGUAUAAAUAAAACGACCCAAGUUUAUAUAAA